AUGGCGUCUCAAAACGUACUGACGGUCUCAUCCAACACGAAGCAGAAGCUUCAGGUCAUCAAUCAUGCUGGGGGUAAAGCCCCAGCCACCUUGAGCAAGGAAGACCUCAAAAAGAAUCUUGAGCAGAAGGCUUCAGAUGCUCCGUCCAAUGGAGAGCCGGUCUAUACAUGCGUGACCCAACGCAAUGCUCCACGUUCUUCUCCAGCUGCCAUUAUGGUUGGCCUGUUUGAAGAAAUUCCUCGCUGGAAAGCUGGCUCCGUCAUCAACUUCGCCGCCUACGCCGAUGGCUAUCCGGCGCCUGGUGAUGCUAUUUACGCGGCGAACUGCCUCAUCGAGGCCGCCGAGGUAUGGAACUCGGCAAAAGUCGGAGUCACGUUCAAGUGGGUGCCCAAUGUCGAAGAUGCGGCAUUUGUCCUUGCCUAUGGCGGCAAGUUGAGCACCGUUCUCGCCAGCGCCUUCUUCCCGGGCAAGAUCGACCUAGAAACUUUGUACGUGUACGAGCACGGCUUCGACAAGACCGAAAAGACCUCCAAGAGAGGCAAGUAUAGCAACUACCAGAUCAUGAAGAAUGUUUUCCUGCACGAGCUGGGCCAUGUCUUGGGCUUGAGACAUGAAUUUGCUAUGGACCCGGGCACCUUUGAAGGGGGUGCCAUCGUGAUGGGCUCUUCGAAUAUCGAGUCCGUCAUGAGCUACGUCUUUCCACCCGAGCUACAAGAGUCUGACAUCAAGGACACUCGAUACUUCUACAAGCAUCCCCUGAUCGUUGACUACGCUCCUAACAACUAG
Beauveria bassiana ARSEF 2860 is the source of this 786-nucleotide messenger RNA. Its product is annotated as matrix metalloproteinase-11. The record is from RefSeq and is a predicted model, not a curated record. NCBI's taxonomy places the organism in Eukaryota, Fungi, Ascomycota, Sordariomycetes, Hypocreales, Cordycipitaceae. The transcript has a single exon. Gene Ontology annotation, molecular function: metalloendopeptidase activity; zinc ion binding. Gene Ontology annotation, cellular component: extracellular matrix. Gene Ontology annotation, biological process: proteolysis. The coding region runs from base 1 to 786 and encodes 261 amino acids.